This is a messenger RNA of Phoenix dactylifera (date palm), 1306 nucleotides long. Its product is annotated as NADPH-dependent aldo-keto reductase, chloroplastic-like. The record is from RefSeq and is a predicted model, not a curated record. Lineage: Eukaryota; Viridiplantae; Streptophyta; Magnoliopsida; Arecales; Arecaceae. Gene Ontology annotation, molecular function: oxidoreductase activity.
UUUUCAACUUCUUUCAACAAAGUUUAAAAGCCAGUAGCUCUCAAUCUCCACCCGAGAGAGAUGGCUAGGUUUUUUCCUCUUAGUACUGGGGCAAAGAUCCCUUCCGUGGGAUUAGGUACAUGGAAGGCUGAGCCUGGAGUUGUUGGAGAUGCUGUUGUUACUGCUGUGAAGGUUGGUUACCGACAUAUUGAUUGUGCUCGAGUAUAUGAUAACGAGAAGGAGGUUGGUUUCUCUCUGAAGAAGCUAUUUGAUGAGGGUGUAGUCAAGCGUCAAGAUCUUUUUAUCACCUCUAAAUUAUGGAAUAGUGAUCAUGCACCAGAAGAUGUGCCAGCAUCAAUGGACUUAACUUUGAAAGCAUUACAGCUAGACUAUGUUGAUCUUUACCUUAUCCAUUGGCCUUUUCGCUGUAAGAAGGGGACUCCUUUUGUUCUUGGCCCUGACAACUGUGUCGAACUUGACAUACCGGGUACAUGGGGGGCAAUGGAAAAGUUGUAUGAUUCAGGUAAAGCUCGUGCCAUCGGUGUGAGUAAUUUUUCUACCAAGAAGUUGGAGGAUUUGCUUGCUAUUGCACGCGUGCCUCCAGCUGCCAACCAGGUGGAGUGCCACCCUGGUUGGCAGCAAACUAAGCUUCGCGCAUUCUGUCAGUCAGAGAAUAUUCACUUAUCUGCAUAUUCCCCCCUGGGUUCACCUGGUUGGUUGAAAGGCAGUGAUGUCCUUAAGAAAUCUGUGGUGGUUAUGGUUGCUGAGAAAUUGGGCAAGACGCCUGCACAAGUUGCUCUACGAUGGGGGCUUCAAAUGGGCCAUAGUGUGCUUCCCAAGAGCACAAAUGAAGCGAGGUUAAAGGAAAAUCUGGACAUUUUUGAAUGGUCUAUUCCUGAUGACUUGUUUGCCAAGUUCUCUGAAAUUGAACAGGCUAGGCUAUGGACAGGUGAGUUCUUUGUUCACCCUCAAUGUAUCUACCAAAGUGUGGAGGAGCUCUGGGAUGGUGAAGUCUGAGCAUGCAUCAUAUUCAUUGGUCAAAGAGUGGGCAUUAAAUUCUGCAUUUGGCCAGAAUUUAUAUAUUAAUAAAGAUGACUAAGCCUGUUCUCAAUAGAUCACACAUUUACCUUCUAUGUUCUUGCAUCUAUGCUGCUAGUUCUUUCUGCAAAUAAAACCUCUGCAUCUGAGGAUAUUGUUGAUCUCUGCACUUGUCUUGCAUUCAUGCUCUUUGAGCAUGUGAGUCUGCUUUCAGGAAGAAAUGGGCAAUAAAUCCUGCAUUUGGCCAGAAUUUAUGCAUGAAUAAAGAUGACAGCCUGUUCUCAAGACA